AUGACAGCAGAGGGUGUAUUCGACUUGGUCGGCAAAAACCUGAAACUCGACACGAAGGAGGACAUUGCGCCGUACCUGUCUGAGCUGGAAAAAGUAGAGCCACUCACAGAGAUUCACCUAGGUGGCAACACGCUAGGUGUGGGUGCGUGCCAGGCACUGGCGGAAGUACUCAAGACCAAGUCUUCGCUGAAAGUGGCGGACUUUGCUGACAUUUUUACAGGACGUUUGAUCACAGAAAUUCCCGAUGCACUUCGUGCUCUGUGUGAUGCGCUGGUCGACCAUGAGCAUCUGGAGGAAGUCAACUUGUCGGACAAUGCCUUUGGCGGUCGCUCGGCAGAGCCUAUGGUGAACCUUCUUACCAACAACCACCACAUUUGUGUCCUAAAACUCAGCAACAAUGGCUUGGGUGUGACUGGUGGUACCAUUGUGGCGGAUGCCCUCUAUGAGGCAGCACAGAAGCUCAAGGCUAAGGGGGAGGCUAGUCAGCUGCGCACUGUGAUUUGCGGUCGGAACCGUCUGGAGAAUGGCUCAGCGCCAGCCUGGGCUCGAGCUUUCAAGGCCCAUGGCAACCUAGUUGAGGUGCGCAUGUACCAGAACGGUAUUCGUAUGGAAGGUGUGUCAGAGAUCUGCAAGGGGCUUUCGCACUGCAAAAACCUGGAAGUGCUGGACUUGCAAGACAACACAGCGACGUUCCGUGGCUCUCGCGCCGUGGCCAAUGCGUUGCCUCACUGGAAGCACUUGCGCGUGUUGAACUUGUCCGAUUGUCUACUUAAAUCCAAGGGUGGUAUGCUCUUAUUUGAGCGUUUGCAUGAGGGCCACAACAAGAAGCUGGAGGCACUUCAUAUCCAGUACUGUGACCUGAACCGUGAUGCGCUUCAUAAGCUGGGCCAUGCGAUUGAGUUGCAUCUCAGUGAGCUCUCUUGUCUGGAAAUCAAUGGUAACUUUGCGGAGGAAGACGAUGAAAGUGUGAAGAAGAUCUUGGCGUCGUUGGAGAAGUGGGGCAAUAGCGAUGCAUUGGAUGAGUUGGACGAUAUGGAUCCGGAAGGUGAAGAAGACGAGGACGACGACGAAGAGGACGAAGAACAGGAUGAGGAGGGCGACGAGGGUGAGAAGCCCGAUGCGCAGGCAGAUGAGUUGGCCGACGAGCUGGCUCGGACUCACAUUUCUUCAUAA
Malassezia pachydermatis is the source of this 1173-nucleotide messenger RNA. Its product is annotated as ran gtpase activator. The transcript has a single exon. Gene Ontology annotation, cellular component: nucleus; perinuclear region of cytoplasm; cytosol. Gene Ontology annotation, molecular function: small GTPase binding; GTPase activator activity. Lineage: Eukaryota; Fungi; Basidiomycota; Malasseziomycetes; Malasseziales; Malasseziaceae. Gene Ontology annotation, biological process: nucleocytoplasmic transport; activation of GTPase activity. The coding region runs from base 1 to 1173 and encodes 390 amino acids. The record is from RefSeq and is a predicted model, not a curated record.